Bufo gargarizans (Asiatic toad) is the source of this 1601-nucleotide messenger RNA. It is a transcript of the gene SNRNP25, whose product is annotated as small nuclear ribonucleoprotein U11/U12 subunit 25. Gene Ontology annotation, biological process: mRNA splicing, via spliceosome. Gene Ontology annotation, molecular function: protein binding. Lineage: Eukaryota; Metazoa; Chordata; Amphibia; Anura; Bufonidae. Gene Ontology annotation, cellular component: U12-type spliceosomal complex. The transcript is spliced from 7 exons. The record is from RefSeq and is a predicted model, not a curated record. The coding region runs from base 291 to 785 and encodes 164 amino acids.
GCGAUUAAUAUUGUGCACAUAGGGGCAGGUAUUGCAGGCGAACCUGUAGCAUUUCUGCCCCUUCCUCCACAAUCAGCACAUUGCCACAGGUUGGGCAGAAGAGCAGCAUGUUCUCACACAGCAACCUGAAACAGGAACUUCCGCCAAUACUUCAGUCAGCAGUCUCACGUGGUGACGUGUUUCCGCCCGUAGGUCAGCUUGGGGAUGUGCUUCCGGUGCUCGCUGUGUAUUAUGGACAGUUUAUCGUAGGAGGUUUCCAGUUAAGGACAUAUAAUCUGUAGUGGCAGGAAAUGGAUCUGAAAGUGAAAUAUGAGACUGAUUUGGACCAGCCAGGAGAUGCAAUUAAAGAAGAAGAUGUGGAGGAGGAGCUGCCACAUGCAGAAGUCAUAGACAUAUUCCAGGAAGGACUUGCAAUGUUAGUCCAGGACCCAUUAUUAUGUGACCUGCCCAUACAGGUUACAUUAGAAGAAAUAAAUUCCCAAAUUGCACUUGAAUUUGGUCAAGCAAUGACAGUCCGGGUUUGUAAGGCUGACGGCGAAGUGAUGCCUGUCGUUGUUGUCCAGAAUGCUACAGUUCUCGAUUUAAAACGAGCCAUUCAGCGAUUUGUUCAGCUGAAGCACCAGAGGGAAGGAGGGAUACAGCAUAUCAGCUGGAAAUAUGUCUGGAGAACCUACCAAUUGUCCUUUUCUGGAGAGAAGCUUGAAAAUGAAGAAAAAAGUCUUCGAGAAUAUGGUAUUAAAAACAGAGAUGAAGUGGUGUUCGUGAAGAAACUGAAAAAGAAAUAAUCAUCUGACUGCUUCAUGUAUCAAGAGCAUCCAGUGACAGAACCUCAGUGGUGGAUGUCGGGUCAUGAACAGCGCUGAUGUCUGCUGGCAGAUUAUUCGCAAUUGAUAUUUAUUAUAUAUUUUUUUUUUUUAAAGAUGUCACUUUCACAAUCUUGUAUAUUAAAAAUGCGGAACAUAUUUUUAAUUCUUUUAUGGAUGUGUAUUAUGAUCAGUUUUUAUGUUAUGAAUUCAAGAAUUCAACACUAGGGCACAGAGGCAUAAACAAGCUGAUCAAAAAGACGUAUGUACCCCAAAAUGAUACCAAUAAAAACUACAGCCUGUCUCACAAAAAACAAGCCCCCACACAGCUACAUUGGUGAAAAAAUAAAAAUGUUAUAGAUGUUAUAGUAUAUCGUGAUGCAAAAAGUAUGCUGAAAAAGUAGUAAAACCCAAAAAAACUAUACAUUUGGUAUCGUUAUAACCGUACAACCCACAGAAUAAAAUUAUAUAUUUACCGCAAGAGGAACUCCAUAAAAAACACUGACAGAAUUGACAUUUUUACCCACUUCACCUCCACAUUAUUAUUUUUUUUUUAAAGUGAUCAAAAGGAUACCAAUAAAAAUUACAGGCCAUCUAGCAAAAAACAAGCCCUAACACAGCUACAUUGGUGAAAGAAAAAAAUGUGAUGGUCCCUAAGAACAAUAUCAGCAAAUUACAUGUUAGAAAAUCCCAGAAGCCGCUCCUUCCCUUCUGAAUGCUGCUGUGUUUCCAAACAGCAGUUUACGACCACAUAUAGGCCCCUUUCACACGGGCGACUAUUCCGCGCGGAUGCGAGAG